AUUCCACUAUGCAGGCUAUUCCACGAAGUAUCCUGUCGUUGCUCACGUUUACCUUAUGCAGUGCGGGCACACAACGGUGCAAAUGUGACACAGUAGCCGCAGCUAAAUCCGUUGCCGACUACACUAUUACCAGCGAUUUUCAUUUCGUUGCAUACGUAUAGGCAUGAGCGUCUAACCUCGUCGAUAACGCCGAACUUGCUUCCGUCGCCAGGUUAUGUCACAGACAAUUGCACUUAUACGGGAGGGCAGUGAAAGUAGACCCUGUUCCGGCGGUAUCGCCGCGCGACUUGCGGAGGGGCUUACCCUUCAAUUGGGCUCGAUGAACGUAAAGGACCCCCAGCCUUUCAUGUCUGGUCUGCCGCCCAGCACUGUAAGCGACGCGGACGAUGGCUAUCUUAGGUCGGCGUUGGGCUCAGUUGGUGAGGAGAUGUACGCCGAGCCAGAAGAGGAGGGCCCGGAACUAGAUGUGGCGAGCAUUCACGCCUUCAUCGGGAGUCACCGCAGCUUAACACCCAACGGGGUGCCCAAACCAAAGUUCCUUCGACAAGUCUCCGGAACUGGGCUGGCACCCUGGGAAAUUCACCGGCCCCAAAAAUUCGUUCGAGACCUUGUGAGCCGACGAUGCUUCCCCUCUGGCUCCCGUUUGCUUGACGCGGGGUGUGGUCUGGGCGACAAUGCGCUCUACAUUGCAAAGGCCUGUCCUGAGGUGGCUGUCAUUGGGGUGGAUGUGGUUAGCCGGUGCCUUGAAUUUGCUGAAGCCAAGGCCAAGAUUCGAAACAUGCGCGGCAAGGUGUCGUUCGAAGUGGGGGACCUAACCGAACAGGACCCCAGACGCCCGUCUGCCGCCUCCAUAGCGCCAACGAACAACGCAACGUACGACAUUGUAGUGGAUUCCUCAACCUACCACAACUUUUCGGAUCCAGAACGUGAGCGUUACGCCGCCACGCUCAAACGGCUGUUGAAGCCUGGCGGUUUGGUGUACAUGAACUGCAUGUCGGAGGAGGAGACCCGCCCCGGAGGACCCAGCGGACGCAUUUCCGUUGCUUGCCUAACGAACGUCUUCAACCGUUCCAACGGCUGGGAGCUGGAGGCGGUUGAGGACUCGAUCAUCGAGCUGCACCCCACCUUUUGGGCGGGUCGCGGAGUUGCGCGGCUGUACACCAUUCGCAAGCUAUAGAUGAAGUGGUGGGCUGCUCGACCUGGUUCUGGCUGCUGGCAGCCGUUAGAAGCCGUUACGGAGCCGUAGAACAUAGUUCAGGCGGGAUACCUUCUCCUUCGACGAAUGUGGCGGCUUGAUGAUCAGAGUCCUUAUGAGUGGCUGGAAGGAGGAUCGGCUGUACGGCAGCAAUGGCGUGCGGUGGUGUGGUAACAUCCAGCUAUGGCUCGGAAGGAAGGGAGGGCGACACAUAGUUGCGUUUCGACUUGCACUCUCUCUUGACAGGAUCUUGACGACCGUGAGUUUGGAUGACGGGCUACGACAACCCUUGCCGGCUUGUGUUUUCUGUUUUCUUCGUUUCACCCUUUUGUCCUUUUUGCGGGCAUGGGGUAUUUGCUAAAGAAAGACGGAGUCUACAAGUACCGCUUACGUUUUGUGGUUGUCCUCAUUGCUGCUGAUAUUGACUUAAUACAUACUUAGUUUAAAGCAUUUAGCGCCCAGUUAUUAUUUUGCAUAGCGGUUAUCAGGCGUUUUAGUAUUACGACACAUGCUACAUUGAAUAUUUCCGUGCAUCUUAUGGCGUUUUGGUUUUUGGAGUACGGCGUUUUGGUUUUUGGAGUAAAUCGUUCGCUGUGUUAUCAAAGACUGGUAUGCAGAAGCGGCAAAGCCCUUGUCAUAACACCCUAAUAAUUUGCUCCAAGGGUUUGUUCAGUUGCGCUGGCAUUGCGGUUGCUGUCGUGGAUGGUGAAGGUUACUGACCCGUGGGUCACAACGGCGCGGUUAAGCAUGUCAUCUUACUUGUCUCUCCCGCAGCACAUCGACAACCGUACGUUUGUCGUACGGCUGUCGAUUACUGAAUUAAGCUUGAAGCUGUUGGUUGAGUUAUGGCACUCGUGCGAAGCCAGUAGCACCCCCGCCGUGUGUUCACACGAGAACGAGGCUGAGCAAGAGAAGGCCAGAAGGCGCACUUUCUCCAUGAACGGCCGUAUGCGUGUACGCUGUUAGCUUCGUCAGUAAUUGAUUCCGCUCGUUCUGGAUGCAAUUGGUAAUAAGGUUUUGCGGAUGGGGUCUUUCCUUAUAUAGCUAGCGGAAGAGGAUGGAGUGCAGCAAAAGCAAAGACUCUUGGUCGACCUUUGUUACUGUCGUGAAUUGUAUUGUUUUGCUCCGGCUACUAAAGUUGACAGCGAUAGGUGCUAAUGCAACAACGGAUUAUUACGUAAGCAUCCCUGGGUGUUGUCACUACUCGUAAGCUGUAAUUGGUAAUAAGCGUAGUACACAUUAUAAGCUACAGCGGUUUUCGUAUUGGUGGUUAAUGCCGUACCGUACGACCGUUCGCCUUUUAUCUUUCAACGGCUCCGGUCAAGCAAGUCAUGCAGACAAGAGCCCGGCUUCAGUUUGGCGAAGGCAGGGUUUCCGUCUCCGUGCCGCAGAGGAACCGGUCAUUGCUGAGUUACCGUGAUCGCCGUGGUUGGCUAACGUUGCGGGGAGGUUCCCACACGCAGCUACGGCUCGGGCCUUGCGGGGAUAACGCGGAAGAGACGAGUAAACCGUGUGAUAUGGUUUGGGGAGAAAGGCCGACUUGGCCGUAGGCGUCGACUCGUUGACGUGUACUAAGAAAGUUGGCGGCGAGUAAAAAGCAUAUUGGAUUGCUGGAAAGUGAGCGACGUGC
This is a messenger RNA of Astrephomene gubernaculifera, 2825 nucleotides long. Lineage: Eukaryota; Viridiplantae; Chlorophyta; Chlorophyceae; Chlamydomonadales; Astrephomenaceae. The record is from the annotation of a GenBank genome assembly.